Messenger RNA from Eremothecium sinecaudum, 960 nucleotides. It is a transcript of the gene DIM1, whose product is annotated as putative dimethyladenosine transferase. The transcript has a single exon. Gene Ontology annotation, cellular component: mitochondrial matrix. NCBI's taxonomy places the organism in Eukaryota, Fungi, Ascomycota, Saccharomycetes, Saccharomycetales, Saccharomycetaceae. Gene Ontology annotation, molecular function: rRNA (adenine-N6,N6-)-dimethyltransferase activity. The coding region runs from base 1 to 960 and encodes 319 amino acids. Gene Ontology annotation, biological process: rRNA methylation. The record is from RefSeq and is a predicted model, not a curated record.
AUGGGUAAAGCGCCAAAGAAGAAGUUCAGCGGCGCCUCCUCUGGGAAAGAAGUUGCUGCUGAAAGACAUAUGAACACAGUAUUCAAAUUCAAUACAGGAUUGGGUCAGCAUAUUUUGAAGAAUCCACUUGUUGCACAAGGUAUUGUUGAUAAAGCUCAGAUAAAGCCAUCUGAUAUUGUUCUUGAAGUUGGUCCAGGUACUGGUAAUUUAACUGUCCGUAUCCUUGAACAGGCAAGGAAGGUCGUAGCCGUGGAAUUUGAUCCGCGAAUGGCAGCUGAGUUGACCAAAAGAGUUCAUGGGACAGCAGGUGAAAAAAAGCUUGAGAUUCUUCUAGGAGAUUUUAUGAAGACUGAGUUACCUUAUUUUGAUAUUUGCAUAAGUAAUACCCCAUAUCAAAUUUCUUCCCCGUUGGUGUUUAAAUUAAUAAAUCAGCCAAGGCCACCUAGAGUGUCUAUAUUAAUGUUCCAAAGAGAAUUUGCAAUGAGGCUAUUGGCUAGACCAGGUGAUGCUCUUUAUUGUAGAUUAUCUGCAAAUGUUCAAAUGUGGGCACAUGUGACACAUAUUAUGAAAGUUGGCAAAAAUAAUUUUAGACCUCCACCACAAGUUGAAUCUAGUGUUGUUAGAAUCGAAAUUAAAACGCCAAGACCCCAGGUUGACUUUAAUGAAUGGGAUGGGUUAUUGCGGAUUGUUUUCGUUAGAAAAAAUAGAACAAUUGCAGCAGGGUUCAAGAGCAGCAGCGUAUUGGAUAUUUUGGAGAAAAACUAUAAGGCUUAUUUGGCUUCAAUGGAAACCUCAAUGGUCGAUGAUAGGAAGGGUUCUAUGUUAGAAGAAGUCAUCGAGAAAAUUGACAAGGUUCUAAAGGAAACAGGGUUAGGGGAAGUAAGAGCAGGUAAAUGUGACCAAGUAGAUUUCCUGAGACUUUUGUACGCAUUUCAUCAAGUUGGCAUACACUUUUCAUAA